AUGCGAAUGACAAUAAAGCCUUAUCUAUCUAUCUAUCUAUCUAUCUAUCUAUCUAUCUAGAAUCAUUUUCAAAAAAGGUUUGGGACAGAACCUUAAACAACACUAUCUUAGGAUCCAUUUCACCAUGCAAAGACCCUUUUAAGCAUGCCAAUGGUUCUAUAUAGAAGUCAUGCUUCUAAAUAAACCAAUUGCCUUUACUGAGGAACCCUUGAAGAACCAAGUGUGCAGCUAAACCAAAUAUUGAGACUGAACCGGUCGAAUGCUUGUACUGGCCUGUCAGAGAAAAAAACAGAUAUAUUUCUUUGAAACGUUGCAGGUUGUUCCUUUUUUUAUUCAGAGCUGUUAAACAGUGACUACUGAUUUUAAAACCUCGUGUGGACUUUUAAGACUUUUGUCUUGUGAAACAACAACAAAAACAGCCGUGUUUGCAAUGAGUUAUUUGUGCUGUUCAUAUCAGUUGUGUAAAUUGUAUGGACUAUGCUUGGUGAGGGGCUGGAAUACAUUCGGCUUGGUUUGGGGUGUAUAUAAAAUUUAUAUUGGGAGUUUUGUUGUGUUUUGUUUAUCUCAUUUUGUGUUGGGGUGGGCAAUCUGGCAACAGGAUCAUCAUAAUACUGAUUCAUAUUUAGUUUCUUCUGUAGAAACUGUAGUGUCACAUAAAAAUACUAUAAUCAUAAUACUCAUAAUGAUGCUACUGUUACUACUAGUAAUUCUAAUGAUGAAUAACCUUCAACCGCAGUGAUUUUUACAAACUGUUUUACAGGCUGCGCUGCCCUUGUUCUUUAAGCACUGAUGAUAUCCAGGAUGUGCUCAUAAAAGCAGAUUUUGUCAUAGUUUUUCUCAGUAAUGAUGAAAUAUUGUCAUACUGCUCACUUUAUUUUAUAUUAUAUUUUGUGUUUUUAGUAUUAGUCACAUGCAGAUGGAAAUUAAAUGUAAUGCAUCUCUUCCCUUUUGAGAUUAAUGUAUUUUCUGCUUGGUCCCUGGCAAAAGAACUAUAAUAAACUAAGCCAGACUAAACUAGACGAGUGCAUACUUUUAAGCCCUGGCAGCCAGGUGACACUGACACACAUGCUUCCUCUUUUGCAAAAAGAGAUGUUUGAACUCCCUCUGUUGACAUAGGCUAAUUCAGCUGGUGUUGUACUCCUGGAGCAAAUGCUAUUGGUUCAAAACCUUUUUGCGUUGAGCAACAGCUCACCAAGUAUGGUCAGCUCACCCCGGGACUAGUCAUUCUGUCCUGGAACACAGUGUUGUGCUCUGCACUUACAGCUUUUGUAGGAAUGGUAAUGGAAUGGAAGUAAAGUGAGAAAUGACAUUUCCGUGAAAAACAUCUCUUGGAAUCGGUGUUUACGAAAGAGUAGAGAGAUUGACAGUGCAAUGCAGCACUUACGACACUGCCAAGUACUCACUCGUGUUCUCCUUCCCAGCUCUCACAGUGCUCAGCAGCUGAAGAACAACAUCCCCCUGGCAUCUGCAUGUUCAGGACUUCUCUCUCUUCGCUGGGGGAGUGGCAGCAGCCAUCAGGGUCACAACUACUACAGCUCGAGGGGGCCAAGGUUCAGAUAUGUGUUGACAGGGCUAGUGGCUGGGACUGGAGCUGUGCUGGCCUAUGGACUUCAUCACAAUAAGGCUGAGCAAGCAGCUGCCUCGGUUACUCAUACAUCCUCCCUACCUGUUUAUUCCCAAGAAGAGGUUACGAAACAUUCCUCCCUGGACCAGGGCGUAUGGGUCACCUACAAGGGAAGCGUUUAUGAUAUCACUGACUUUGUAGCAAAACAUCCUGGAGGUGACAAAAUCCUGCUAGCCGCAGGUGGCGCUCUAGAACCCUUUUGGGCACUGUAUGCCAUUCAUGGUCAAGACCACGUUCUAGAAAUUCUCUCAGAGUACAAGGUUGGUGUUCUUCGACCAGAAGACUGCAAGAAGCAGGAGAUUGCCAAUUCUACUGACCCGUAUUCCACCGACCCACCUCGCCACCCUGCUCUCAUUGUCAACAGCUUAAAACCCUUCAACGGGGAACCUCCUCCCGCCCUCCUCACUGACAACUACAUCACUCCCUCCGCCCUCUUCUUCAAGCGCAACCAUUUUCCCGUACCCCAAGUAGAUCCCAGCAAGUAUAGGCUGCAGAUAGAGGGCCUUCUUGGUGGUACCAUCUCUCUGACUUUGGAAGAACUUAAGUCUCGUUUUCCCAAGCACACAGUAACUGCAACUCUGCAAUGUGCCGGAAACCGCCGUUCUGAUAUGCACAAGGCUAAACAGGUCAAAGGGCUUAACUGGGGAGUUGCAGCAAUAAGCAAUGCCACUUGGUCAGGCGCACGCCUGCGGGACGUCCUGUAUCACUACGGCUUUGACACAGAAGUGACGGCUAAGGCUCGGCACGUGCAGUUUGAAGGUUUAGACCUUGACGUGACAGGUACGUCAUACGGAGCAUCUAUUCCACUGAACAAGGCAGUGAGCGAAGAAGGAGACGUCCUUCUAGCAUAUGAAAUGAAUGGGGAGGAUCUCCCGAAAGACCACGGGUACCCUGUUCGUGUGAUCGUCCCCGGAACAGUUGGAGCCCGGAAUGUCAAAUGGCUGGGCAAGAUAAUUGUCAGCGAGGAAGAGAGUCAGAGUCACUGGCAGCAAAACGACUACAAAGGUUUCCCUCCUGGCACUGACUGGGACACGGUGGAUUACAAAUCGGCACCGGCCAUCCAGGAGCUCCCCGUUCAGUCGGCCAUCACACAGCCAGCAGAUGGUUCGAUAGUGGACAGCAACAUGGAAGAAGUGACCGUGAAAGGUUAUGCCUGGAGCGGUGGGGGAAGGGAGGUGGUGCGAGUGGACGUCUCUGUCGACGGAGGGAAGACGUGGCAUGUGGCUGAAUUCCAGAACAGUGAGGAAGGACAAAAGCCUGAACUCUCUCCCCCACCUGGGCAAGCUUGGGCGUGGAAACUGUGGGAGAUAACAAUCCCAUUUCCGGAAGGAGCUCAGGAGCUGGAGCUUGUGUGUAAGGCAGUUGACAGUAGCUACAAUUCUCAGCCAGACACGGUGCUGCCUAUUUGGAACUUGAGGGGUGUGCUGAAUAAUUCUUGGCAUCGAGUGAAGGUGAAAGUGAAUUGAGAUUCUGGAAGGAAAGGAAUGAAAACCCAAAGAGAGAUUUAUUGUAACUAAACUCAGGAAAGAAAGAGGCAUUAUAUUCAUUUUAGAUAUGGGUCCACUUGCUUGGCCAGUGUUUAGGCAUUCUGAAAUGAAGUUAGAGAUUUUUACAUCAACUGAGUUUGCAGUAUGUUGGUAUACUCAAUCCGUAAGUGAACAAAAGUAAUUGCUGCAGGUGGGCACAAAUCAUCAGUUUUUGGCUGUGAUAAAUAGAUGAAAUAAUUCCUUUCAUUUAGGGGCAUCAUUACAAUCAUAGCUCUACAUGUUUUGUAUAAAUAUUGAGCUUAUGAAACUGGAUUAGCAGAUCACUUGUGUUGACUGUCAACAACAGGAUUUUUUUCAUUUCACUUCUCGGCUCUCCAUUUUCCUGGGCACUUGUCAGCUCGUCUGGUGGUGCUUAAAGGGUUUUGUGUUUUUUUUUAAUGUAAAAUGCAGUUAAAAUGAGUUUUUAAAAAUAUUUUAAUGUAAAUUUCAGUUAAAAUUAGGAAGCAAAAAACUUUUAAGAACUCAGAUCUUAACUAUCCUUGUAAGUGCAGAUCAUAGAUCUGGCCAUGUGAAGAUAUUUAAAACCACAUAUUGCUUCUGUCAUAUUUUGAUUUUCACUUUUAGCCCAUUAUGUUAUUAUGUAAUAACACUGUGACUGCAGUAGCUCAGACAGUUGUUAAAGGUAUAAAAGCAAAGGAGUUAUGAGCACUCAGGAUUAUACAUGCUUCAUUUUGCUUUCUUAAAUCGUGUUAUAAUGCUCUGCUGGAAUGUUUUUCAGAGGAAUUUAUCAUAAAAGUAUUUUGGUUGAUUCAUUUUUUUUUUUUUGCUUUUUCUGGAAGGAAUAGUAAUAACUACAAUAAUAAUUUAAAAAUAGUAUAAUAUAAAUCUUUCGGGUUCAACUUAAUACUGACUUAUUGAUCAGUUUUGCAGGUGGGUUUAGUGAAAUUCAUUAUAUUUAUUUUAUUGCAUGAUGCAUAUGAAUUUUGAUGGAAGAUUUUUUUUUCAAUAAUGAUUAUAUGCUGGUUUUAUCAAAAAUAAACUAAAAAACAAAAACA
Messenger RNA from Pygocentrus nattereri (red-bellied piranha), 4166 nucleotides. RefSeq names its product sulfite oxidase (gene suox). Gene Ontology annotation, cellular component: mitochondrion. NCBI's taxonomy places the organism in Eukaryota, Metazoa, Chordata, Actinopteri, Characiformes, Serrasalmidae. Gene Ontology annotation, molecular function: heme binding; molybdenum ion binding; oxidoreductase activity. The transcript is spliced from 4 exons. Bases 1372 to 3090 code for a protein of 572 amino acids. The record is from RefSeq and is a predicted model, not a curated record.